Messenger RNA from Adineta steineri, 1651 nucleotides. Lineage: Eukaryota; Metazoa; Rotifera; Eurotatoria; Adinetida; Adinetidae. The record is from the annotation of a GenBank genome assembly.
UAACAAAAAACCAUUGACAACAUCAACACUAACUAGUCUUCUUCAAACACCUAUUCAGUCACAACAAUCACGAUCAUUAUCAUAUGAUUCAAAUGAUCCUUCACAACCCAAAUUAAAACGGUUUAAAGGAUCAGAUUCUUCGGUGAAUAAUAAUAAUAAUUCAUCGUCGAAGAAACUUUAUCGAAAACUAAAUCAUACUGACAAAUUAACACAGUUGUUGUCAUCACCAACAACACCCUCAUCUCCUACUGUACAUAAUUUGACAUUGACACCAUCCACAAAUAUACCACAAUCUAUACUUGAACGAUUGUCACCAGGAAAUGUUUACUCAUCUCAACAACAACAACAAUCUGGUCGACGUCGUCCAAAAAAUUCGAUGUCAGGAACAAUAAAACAAGGAAAGAAUCAUAAAAAUCUUCCACUAGCAGAUUUAUGGUCCCUUGCAGAAAAUACAGCAGGUGGUGCAAUCUUGCUUAAAGCUCAACUUCUUGAAGCAGCAAAAAAAUUGCAACAAAAAGAGGAGCUUGAAAAUAGCACUAAUCGUCGUGUUAUUUUGCAAGAUGGUUCAUCUAUAUUGUCAAAUUCAAAUGAAAAUAUAAAUAAUUCAUUUGAUGGAAUUGGAACGAGUAUUGAUGAUGAAGAAUCCAGUGAUCCUUGGCAAUUUCGGCCAAAAGUUGGAUGUAGAUAUCUAAGGCCAAUUGAUCAGGAUCAACAACAGCGAGUACUACCUCAACGUUCGACUUUUUCAUCGUUUUAUUAUGUGGCUUGUUCUGAACGAGGCCAUCUUGGCAAACGACGUGUACGAUUAGGAAGAGGCGGAAGAUUGCUUUAUGAUCGUCAUACUGAACAGGAGAAUAAAGAAUUGACUGAUGAAACAUUUUUAGCAUCACAUAUCAUAAACAAACCCGUGUUAUGGCGUCUUUCAUCUCGACCAUUACUUAAAGAAUCAUAUCGUCUUCAUUCAUAUUUAACAGUUAAAGAUCAUACGAUGUCACUAGCACAUCAUUAUCAAUCAAAAUCAUCAGCUAAUUCAUCAAUUCAUUUAAAUGAUUCAUUGUAUCAUGUAAAUAAUUCUUUAUCGUUGAAUACUGGUGGUAAACAUCCACCCACGUCGUCAUCCUCUAUUGAACUUGAUCAUCCAUAUUCAUGUUCAUCACGUCGUGUUAAUCAAGCGUUACGUACAUUAGCUGAACCACAACCACCAUCACCAUCAUCACCACCACCAUUAUCUUCAUCAAAUUCAAUUUCGACAUCACAACAAAUGAUGCUUAUAUCAACACCGCCUACACCACCACCAUCAUCAACGAUAAAUAAUAAUGAUAUAGAUAUGUCGCAACAAGAACAAUCCGAACAACAACAACAAUUCUUUACAAAAUCAUCUUCAUUUGUUCUAUCUCCAACGACACCAUUUUUUUCUCCACAUCAACCAUCGUAUGUUAUUCCAUCAACACCUCCACUACCAGCAUCAUCAUUAUCAUCUCAACAAUCAGCGUCAUCAUCUUUAACAAUACAACCAUCAUCACCAGUACCAACAAAACAAACACCAUCAUCAUGUGGUCUUGUACAAUUUGUUCAACUUCAUCGUAUACAUCCUCCAACUAACACGCAUAAAUUUGCAUCAUCAACACCGGUGACUACAUCCGAUUCUUGA